Molecule: messenger RNA, 1344 nt
Organism: Chlorella variabilis
Lineage: Eukaryota; Viridiplantae; Chlorophyta; Trebouxiophyceae; Chlorellales; Chlorellaceae
Exons: 9
Coding region: 1-1344 (447 amino acids)
Source: RefSeq, a predicted model, not a curated record
AUGAGCGCCAGCACGGCGAAGUCGGUUGAUGAUUUCAGCCUGGACUCGGAUGACGACAACCACGGCUUCAACAAGAAGAAGCCCAAUUGCCACAAAUACAAGAACUGCACCGACGUCGUCCACUCGCCGCCCCCCAAGCCGCUCCCUUGCCCGACCCCCUUUGUCACCUUCAUCGGCGUGAUCCCCCGUAAGAGCAAGCACGCGUGCAACGGCAAGAAGUGCGACGCAGAGAAUCGCAAGUUCCCGCUCAAGGCAAGCGCCGGCGCCGCCGAGUUCAACGCCAAGGACAUGAUGGAGUACUCCGCCCUGGUGCGGCAGCAGGCCCUGGCCGCGGGCGGCACCACCGUGCAGGUGGCCAUCAAGGGCGUGGAGGACCGCCCCUCCACCCUCUCCCUGCGCGGCAUCAACAUCCUCACCGAGGUCCGCUUCCCGGGGCCCGUGUGCCAGCAGUCGGCGGCUGCCGCCUUUGCCUUCUUCCUCAACAUGAACCAGGCCUGGAUCAAAGAGGUGUACGGCCCCAGCGCCGCCGUCAUCGACGUCGAGCUCGGGUGCGCGCCGCAGCUGGCCCUGACAGCGGGCAGCGUGGCUGCCACGCUGGCACCGGUAGAGGAUGAUGACGAUUAUGACGCCACAGAGGCAGCCCGCAAGAAGGCGGAGGAGGAGGCAGCCAAGAAGAAGGCGGAGCUGGAGGCCGCCGCCAAGAAGCAGGCUGAGGAGGCGGCGAAGAAGGCCGAACUGGAGAAGAAGGCAGCAGAGGCUGCCGCGGCGGCAGCUGCUGCAAAGAAGAAGGCAGAGGAAGAGGCGGCGAAGAAGGCAGCAGAGGCCGCUGCCGACGCGGCCAAGAAAGCGGCAGAGGAGGCUGCCGCCGCCGCCAAGAAGGCUGCCGAAGAGGCCGCGGCCGCCAAGAAGGCUGCCAAGGCCGCCGCUGCCAAGAAGGCUGAGGAGGAGGCAAAGCUCAAGGCUGAGGAGCUGAAGAAGGCAGCUGAAGUGAAGAAGGCUGCUGAGGAGGCCAAGAAGGCGGCUGAGGCGGCCAAACGCAAGGCUGAGGAGGAGGCUGCAAAGAAGAAGGCUGCGGAGGAGGCAGCCAAGAAGAAGGCCGAGGAGGAGGCAGCCAAGAAGAAGGCCGAACAAGAAGCGGCAGCAAAGAAGAAAGCCGAGGAGGCCAAGAAGAAUGGCAAGAACACCACCGCUGUCAAGACGCCAGUUAAGCCCACAAAGAAGCCCCAGAAGACCGUCAAGCCAAAGCAGACGGUCACGCCAAAGACCACACCCGUCGCCACCACCACAGCCACGGCUGCCACCCAGCCGCAGAGCGCACUUGGGCGGCGCAUGGGCAAGAAGUAG